UCAUCACUAGCCGUAGGCCCCAUCGACAAUAAAAACAGCAACACGACGGCGUCAAAGAUUUUAUUAAAUUUAAAACGCUUCACUCAACAGAGGGGCAUUCGGCGUACGGUGUUCGCUAUGCACAGCUGCACAUUACUUUCAGAUGUGUCCAGCUACCAGCCGGACACAUUGGACCUGAACACAGAUCCCAAGGCAGCGGACUAUUGGUUUCCGUGCUUCCGGGAUCUAGUAAAGAAAUUUGCUAAACAAGCAGCCGAUUCGCAAUUGGAGGACGAGACAGCUCCACAGCGGGCCCAACAAUUUAUGGAAGCAUAUCUGAGCCAUCUGGAUGAACAUCAAAAGAAUAUUGCCCAGAAUAGUGGAAAAGUGGUGCUGGGUACAAGUGAACUCUUGAAGCUUAACGAGACAAUGUUAAGACGAUAUGGAUUCACAGAUCCUUGGCUCCGUCAGAAGCAGCUGGAAAAUGGCUCAGCUAAGAGCAGGCUAAAGCAACGACUAGAUGAAAUUGAUGCCAUUACAGAUGUAGAUGCUAAAUGGACGGAACUGGUGCGCGGAGUCCUAGCGGGUAAUAUGUUCGAUUGGGGGGCCCAGGCCAUUGCCACCAUAUUGGAGAAGGAUAGCAAUUUUGGUUUGCAUCAAGCCCUGGAUCGUAUAGAGAAACGCCCCUGGUUGGUAGAUAAUUUGGAUAGCUGGCUAAGGCGUCUAAAGCAACCGGCCCACAAAUGCGCAGUUAUUUUUGUGGACAACAGUGGAGUGGAUGUGGUUUUAGGCAUUCUACCCUUUGUCAGAGAACUGCUAAAGCGCGGCACAAAGGUUCUGCUCUGUGCCAAUAGUGAACCCUCUCUAAAUGACGUGACUAGUAGGGAACUUAGAUCCCUGCUCGACGAGUGUUCCUGUCAGUGUGCCAUUCUGAAGGAUGCCUGGUUACAAAGUCACCGCCUGCUUGUCUAUGCCAAUGGACAGACUGGACCCUGUCUGGAUAUGCGAACCCUACCUCGAGACCUGUGCGAGGCAAUAGCCACCAAUGAGACUGACCUACUGAUCAUCGAGGGCAUGGGACGUGCUCUGCACACCAAUCUGAAUGCCCAUUUUGCUUGCGAAACCCUCAAACUGGUCGUUAUUAAGAAUCGUUGGCUUGCCAAAUAUCUAGGCGGGGAUGAGAUGUUUGCUGUCAUCUGCAAAUAUGAGGGUCUCAGCUAGUCCCGGCCUAAUCCUCAUAGAUGGUGCCAUCAUCUUCUUCUUGUUAUACCGCUGUUAUUGCUGCUGCUGUUGGAAUUGGCCAUAUUGUUUAGAUUAAUACACAAAGCUAUAUUUUAUUUGUUAUUUGCUGUGCCCUACCCCAUUUACCAACCCCCAUAUGAGAUUUGUGCAUCCAAUGCAUUUGCAUUCAUCGAGAAUUUUCAACUGUGGAAGGCUAGAUGAUAAAUGCAUACCUACAUUCAUACAUAUAUAAUAUACAUAUAUACAAAACA
This is a messenger RNA of Drosophila willistoni, 1472 nucleotides long. RefSeq names its product 4'-phosphopantetheine phosphatase. Gene Ontology annotation, cellular component: cytosol; nucleus. Gene Ontology annotation, biological process: coenzyme A biosynthetic process. Bases 118 to 1200 code for a protein of 360 amino acids. Gene Ontology annotation, molecular function: pantothenate kinase activity; ATP binding. Lineage: Eukaryota; Metazoa; Arthropoda; Insecta; Diptera; Drosophilidae. The record is from RefSeq and is a predicted model, not a curated record. The transcript has a single exon.